GAAAAAGGGAGUAGAUUGUUUUGAGUGAUUGGCAGCCCCACUGCUUUUAGUUGAGGAAUGACCAUGAAAGUGACCCAGAGAGAUAAAGAUUCGGAGAUUUCAUUGUGGGAAGAGAUGCGAAAUUCUGCAGGCACUCAUCUCCGAGUUUCCAGUUGGCAAAGUCGACCCUUGACCAGAUUCAUUGUCUGGUUCCUCCUCUUUAUCUCCGUCACCUACGUGGUCUAUUCCUUAAAGCUUCUUUCUCCCUCUGGGAUCUGCAAGGAUGACGACGUUUUCAUCAUCGGACGCAGCAGAGGCCUUCCUACCGAAUCUGAAAUCAACUCUACUACUACCGCGGCGGUAGCAUUAGCAUUGGGAGAAACCGGCCGGAUUCCAGAAGAAGUGGAGAAAACUGGUGUAGAGCAUGUGGUCUUCGGCAUUGCGGCGUCCGCAAAGCUGUGGGAGUCGAGGAAAAACUACAUAAAGUUGUGGUGGAAGCCGGACGGGAAAAUGAGAGGAGUGGUCUGGCUGGACAAGGCAGUGAAUAUGUCGGCAAGAGAAAACGGGUCUCUCCCGGAAUUGAGAAUUUCCGGCAAUACAUCCCAUUUCCCUUACAGCAACCCGCAGGGCCACCGGUCUGCCAUCCGAAUUUCAAGAAUUGUUUCUGAGACGUUCCGGCUCGGGAUGGAGAAAGUGCGGUGGUUCGUGAUGGGUGAUGACGAUACCAUUUUUGUUACAGAAAAUUUGGUGAGAGUUCUCAACAAAUAUGAUCACAACCAUUUCUACUACAUCGGGAGUUUGAGUGAGAGCCAUUUGCAGAAUAUUUACUUUUCAUACAGCAUGGCUUUCGGAGGUGGCGGUUUUGCUAUAAGUUACCCUUUAGCUGAGGCUCUUGAGAAAAUGCAAGAUAGAUGCAUUCAGAGAUACCCUGGCCUUUAUGGCUCUGAUGAUCGAAUGCAGGCUUGUAUGGCAGAGCUCGGCAUUCCCCUCACCCGUGAACUUGGUUUCCACCAGUUUGAUGUAUAUGGGGACUUGUUUGGGCUCCUAUCAGCACAUCCUGUGGCACCAUUGGUUUCUAUGCACCAUCUUGAUGUGGUGGAACCAAUAUUUCCAAACGUCACUCGAGUCGAAGCUCUCAAAAGGCUAAUGCUUCCAAUGAAACUGGAUUCGGCAGGUUUGAUCCAACAAUCCAUUUGCUACGACAAGGCGAAGAGCUGGACAGUUUCGGUCUCCUGGGGCUUUGCUGUCCAAAUCUUCCGCGGAGUGCUAUCCCCUAGGGAAGUAGAAAUGCCAUCCAGAACUUUCUUAAACUGGUACAGGAGGGCAGAUUACACAGCCUAUUCUUUCAACACAAGGCCUGUCAUGAGAAACCAUUGCCAGAAGUCUUUCGUUUUCUACUUGUCAAGUGCAGAAGUGGACUCUUUUUCUAAUGAAACAGUGAGCAAGUACAUUCGCCACCCACUCCCCCGUCCUCUGUGCAAGUGGAAGAUGGCCAAUCCUGAAGAUAUUGAGAUGGUUGAGGUUUAUAUGAAGCCCGACUCACAUUUAUGGGACAGGUCUCCAAGGAGGAAUUGCUGCAGGGUGUUGCACUCAGGUCAGAAAAGUAUGGUGGUGAAUGUUGGGGUAUGUAGGUAUGGUGAGGUCAGUGAGAUAUGAUUUUCUUUCUCUCGUCUCUUCCGGGUCUCUAUAUCUUCGUUUGUCAAGCCCGACUCUCCACGGAAUUGAAUUUUCUUGGGUAGUUGACAACCUAACCGCAUGCCAUCAGAGGGGUGGGUGAGAGAGUACGUCUUUUGGUAGAUACGCUUUUUGUGUAUAAUUUAUUGCGUAUACGGUGUUGAUUUA
Cuscuta campestris is the source of this 1821-nucleotide messenger RNA. Lineage: Eukaryota; Viridiplantae; Streptophyta; Magnoliopsida; Solanales; Convolvulaceae. The record is from the annotation of a GenBank genome assembly.